AUGGACUCCCUUCCCACGGAGCUCCUAACCAUAGUCCUUCAUCAUCUCAAUGACAAAGUCCACGCACGAAAUGCGGCCAGCCACCUACCGGAGAGAUGGUGGUCCGGAUGCCUCGCAAGGUAUACAGUUGUUUCACGCAGAUGGCAAGCGAUUCUCGAACGGAUGAUAUGGAAGAAGAUAGUCCUACGCAAAUCAAACGCUCUGGAAAGACUGGAGAAGUACACCUCUGGCAAGCCACAUCGUAUGGCGAGAGUUAAAUGGGUAAGACAAAUUCUCUGGGAGGCACAUGUCAGUUUUGAGCUCGCACAGCGGCUUCGCGAAGCGAUGAAAAUCCAUCCCAUGGCGCUGGCUUGUAUUCUGCCGUACCAGUAUUACAGUUUAUAUCGUCAGAUAUUUGCAGGUAUUUUCCGCAUCUUAAGCCGAUGGGAGUCAACCUGCGACGAAUCGAUGAUUGAGCUGUUUCUUAUUGUGGAUCACUCUGUAUAUCUGGAGUCGUCCAUCCGAGAAUGGAAUUGGGAUUAUGAGGACGCCACUGUUGAAGACCUCUGGCGGAUGGGCUUGAUAGCCCACCUAGUGCAUCUCACGACACAAGAUGCUGCAGCAUAUCCAACACUUCACAAUGUCAGGUCACUCAGUCUUGAAACUGCUAUAACCAACAUGCGGCCUUCGGCAUUUUUUCAGCUUUUGAGCCGGUUGCCCAACGUUCGCCGUGUUUCAGCUGGAGAAAGCUUUUUCAUAGAACCAUUUGCACUCCGCGCCCUCCGCGAGGAAAGACAAAUGCUUGUCCAUUGCCUUACUCUAGUCCCGCCUUCGGUCGAAGAGUUCGAGUAUGAGAUUGCACUGGAACGAGAAAUGUCGGAGACGCCAGUUGACGAUGCAGCCAAUUAUCUCUCGGUAAGGGGGCUUGAUGAGCUCUCCAUUGCCUUUCGAACACUCUCCAUGCGACUGAGAGUCCUUCAUUUGACCAACGUACGGGUCAACUGUGAACUAUUUUGGGCAUCACCUGAGGAAGACAGGGUCGACGUUGAUACACUCCACUGGCCGGUGCUAGAGGUCAUUACAAUAACGGACACACCUCCAUAUACAGCAGACGGGAAAUGGAUUCUGGAAGUUAAUCCCAACAAAGAGCCAUUGAUGGAAAUGGAAGAUUUCGACAACGGAUGGGAUUACGAUGAGUUGGGAUUUGACGCACGGGGACUGAUUAGAAGUGACGAAGUCGACAAGCUCUACUCGGCAAUGGGCAAGGCUGCACAGAGAAUGCCACGGCUGAGAUACCUUCACUUCGGGUUCCGUGGUGAAACCACAGACUGGGAAGGCUUGAUAUUCUAUAGAAAUCUGGAGACACAAGAGGCUCGUUUAGUGAUCAACACAGACUGGGAAUAUGAUCUUGGAGAAGAGGUCACCACGGCCUGGGGUCUAAAGGGCGAAAAGGCCAAAGAAUUUCGGACAAGCUGGAUGAUCCAAUUCGAUCGCUGGCCUUCGGGAGAUACUGGCAUCGGGGAGGAGGAAAUCUCGGCACGUCCUAUCUGA
Molecule: messenger RNA, 1530 nt
Organism: Aspergillus udagawae
Lineage: Eukaryota; Fungi; Ascomycota; Eurotiomycetes; Eurotiales; Aspergillaceae
Exons: 3
Coding region: 1-1530 (509 amino acids)
Source: RefSeq, a predicted model, not a curated record